Messenger RNA from Penaeus monodon (black tiger shrimp), 1972 nucleotides. Its product is annotated as sialin-like. Gene Ontology annotation, biological process: transmembrane transport; monoatomic anion transport. Gene Ontology annotation, molecular function: transmembrane transporter activity. Lineage: Eukaryota; Metazoa; Arthropoda; Malacostraca; Decapoda; Penaeidae. The record is from RefSeq and is a predicted model, not a curated record.
UCUCACUCGCGUCGCGGGAAUCAGCUGAUCUCCGGGCUUUUAAAACGCAAGGAUCCAGCGGCUCCACCAUGGCUUCCCAGCUGGACUGCGAGCACGAGGAAGGACGAACUCCGAGGAGGGACGCGAAGCCGGAAGCGGAAGGAAAAGGGGACUGUUGGGCCGCCCGCUACACCCUGGCUCUGUUGGGGUUCCUGGGUCUCGCCGUCGAGUAUUCGCUGCGCGUGAACCUCUCCAUCGCCAUCGUGGCCAUGGCGGGCACGAGCGAGGUCAACGCCACGACCAACGCCUCCCAGGAUGUGUGUCCUGUCAGAGAUAAUGGCACAGACUCGGGAGGGAACCAUGUGGAGGGGGAGUUCGCCUGGAACGAGGAGACGCAGGGCCUGAUCCUCGGCGCCUUCUUCUACGGGUACACGGCCACCAACUUCCUCGGGGGGCGCCUGGCGGAGUACUUCGGAGGGAGGCUGGUCUUCGGCCUCGGUUCGGGCGUGGCCUCGGUCCUCGCCCUCCUUUCGCCUCUGUGUGCGAGGAUUUCGACAGGACUCUUCGUGGCUUCGAGAGUCCUGACCGGGGUUUCGCAGGGAUUUACAUAUCCGGCUCUAAAUUCCUUGAUGGCAACCUGGUUUCCCCCUGAAGAAAGAGCCAAACUCGGUUCUUUCGUUUAUGGAGGAAUGCAGUUCGGUACCAUCAUUGGCCUAACCUUGAGCGGCUGGCUGUGUAACUCGGGGUUCCUGGGGGGUUGGCCCUCGGUCUUCUACGUCUUCGGGGGUGUGGGCUUAGCGUGGGGGGUUCCUUGGUUCCUCCUCAUUCACGACCGACCCGAAGGACACCCCAGGAUCUCUAAAUAUGAACUUGAUUAUAUCCAGGGGCAGCAGGACACCGUGAAAGGCGUGGAGAGAGUGUCGAUUCCCUGGAAAGCGGUGCUGACGUCGCCGCCAAUGUGGUCCAGCGCCAUCAUGGCCUUCGGCGGGAAUUUCGGCUUCUACACCCUCUUGACGGAGAUGCCCACCUACCUCGCCAAUAUCCAGCACUUCAAUGUCAAAAGUAAUGGGUUGCUGUCUGGGUUGCCGUACGCCUGUAUGCUGUGCACUUCCUUGGCGUGGGGCGUUGUGGUGGACAGACUCCUGGCGGCCAAGUGUCUCUCCCUCAAAGCAGUGAGACGGAUUUCCACAGCCAUUGCAUUUUACGUGGCCGCCCUCGCACUAAUAGCGAUGUGUUUCGUGGACUGCAACUCUUCUGUGGCGAUGGUAGUUCUAUGCAUCUCCGUCGGAAUCUCCGGCUGCGCCUACAGCGGGUCUUGCCUCACUGAGCUGGACAUCGCACCUAACUUGGCUGGGACGCUGACCGGGAUCACCAACACACUAGGAUCUGCUACAGGUUUCCUCGCACCGGCAAUUGCUGGUGCUAUCACUAUGAAUAACAAUAAAUCUAUCCACGCCUGGAGAGAGGUGUUCUUGAUGUCAGCUGGUAUACUGACAGUGGCGACAUCCCUCUACAUGGUACUGAUGUCCGUUGAUGUACAGCCUUGGAAUAACCCGGAAAAGAUCAAAGUGGAGAAUAAACUCAAAAUAGAAAACGGCUUCGCUCACGACUCGAGAUGACCAAGAAGUUGAGUAAUGGAAAUAUUGGUAAAUAAAGUAAUGAAAAUAUUUUUAAAAAAAGUAAAGUAAUGCCAAAUAAAGCAAUGAAAAUAAUGAUAAAUGAAACAAUGAAAAUAAUGAUAAAUGAAACAAUGAAAAUAAUGAUAAAUGAAGCAAUGAAAAUAAUGAUAAAUGAAACAAUGAAAAUAAUGAUAAAGUCAUGAAAAUAAUGGUAAAUAAAGUAAUGGCAGUGUUAGCAAUGGUGCUGCUUCUAGUGAUAACAAGUACACUCAAACAGACAUCGCAUAUAGUCAGUCGCAAGUCAGUAAAUAUCCAAGAAUUUUAUUUAUGGGAAGCUUUGUGAGCUGUUCUUAAUAAACGUGUGUCUUUUUAAA